GGGGCAGAGUUGAGGGGUUCAAGAUGCUCAGGGGUCACCCUUGCAGAGGUUCUGACGUGAUGGAAGCUAAGAACUGACAAGGAGCCAAGCGGAGGCCCUGGGUCCUGAUGUGUGACCCAGGGCCAGGAUUGUGGCUUCAGAAGCCUUGGCCAACUCCUAACCUCUGCCUCAUGCUGUUAACCCUUCCCUGUACACCCUUCCUGAGUAGAUUCUUGUGGCCCGGGAACACUGGUGUGCGGGGUACCAGUCAUGGGCUGAGGCAGAAGUUUGGCCUCUCCUGCACUCCGUAGCUAGGCAAUGGAGAAGAAGCCUGGAGCUGGGUUGAACUGGGCUGGGCAAGAAGCAGCCCUCAGCCUUGAACUAUCUUCCUGAGCAAGAUGGGUGGCAGGCAGUGCAUGGGAGAGCCAGGCCAGGGCGGGGGCUGGGCAGGGUGUUAUGUGCAGCCUGGAGUCCGGCAGAGGGAAUGCUCCGUGUGGGAUUUAAACGUCCAGAUGCGGUCUGUUUCCCGGGCAGCUCUACAGACAUGGAUUCAUUCCAGAAGGUCGAGAAGAUUGGAGAGGGCACCUAUGGGGUGGUCUAUAAGGCCAAGAACAAAGCAACCGGGCAGCUUGUGGCCCUCAAGAAGAUCAGGCUGGAUGCGGAGACUGAGGGGGUUCCCAGCACCGCCAUCAGAGAGAUCUCCCUGCUCAAAGAACUGAAGCACCCCAAUAUUGUCAAACUGCUGGAUGUGGUCCAUAGAGAGAAGAAACUCUACCUGGUGUUUGAGUUCCUCACUCAGGACCUGAAGAAGCACAUGGACUCCGCCCCCACCUCAGAGCUCCCUCUGCACGUAGUCAAGAGCUACCUCUCCCAGCUGCUGCAGGGGCUGAACUUCUGCCACUGCCAUCGAGUCAUCCACCGAGAUCUGAAGCCUCAGAACCUGCUCAUCAAUGAGUUUGGCGCCAUCAAGCUGGCUGACUUUGGACUGGCUCGAGCCUUCGGGGUUCCCAUGCGCACCUACACCCACGAGGUGGUGACACUGUGGUACCGUGCUCCCGAGAUCCUCUUGGGCAGCAAGUUUUAUUCAACAGCCGUGGAUGUCUGGAGCAUUGGUUGCAUCUUUGCAGAAAUGGUAACUGGCAAACCUCUGUUUCCCGGUGACUCGGAGAUCGACCAGCUCUUUCGCAUCUUUCGUACCCUGGGGACACCCAGUGAAGCCACAUGGCCAGGAGUCUCCCAGCUGCCCGAUUUUCAGGACAGCUUCCCCAGAUGGACCAGGAGGGGGCUGGAGGAGAUCGUGCCUAGUCUGGGACCAGAAGGCAAGGACCUGCUCCUGCACCUCCUGCAGUACGACCCCAGCCAGCGGAUCUCAGCCAAGACGGCCCUGGCCCAUCCCUACUUCUCUACCGAGCACUCCCUAGCAUCCCGCCGCUGCGUGGUGGAGCACUUGUAAAACGUGGAACAACUCUGUGGGGCCCACUAGCCCACAUCCUCUCCAGACGACUGCCCGCCCACUGCAGAUAAAGCAUAUCUAGGGAGAGAAUACAACUCUGAGGAAUUUUACAUCAGUCAUCAGAAAGCUGGGCUUUGGUUCGUCCUGCCUGCGGGUUGGGGAAUUGUGUGUUGUUUGUUGGAUUUAAUGGUGCACUUUCAAAAGCUGUGCAGGUGCUCCGUACAUGGGGUGGGGUGGGGUGGAGUGCACAGCUUCCCUGGCAUUGGGCAGCGGGUUUCGGGUUAGUUAACAGCCCCCCCCCCCCCUUCACCGCUGUAGCUGCAGAUCCAGGGCGCCCUCUGCUGGUCUUGAGUUUUGUUUAAGCUGUUGGUGGGAAGAGUCCAGUUGGGAGGACUCGAGCAGGAGGUGGAGGGCGACACUCUGGUCAGGGUGUUCUAAGUAGUUGUCACAUCAUCAGUGAGGCUGUGGAUGUCCUUCUUUGUGACAAGUGGGAA
Molecule: messenger RNA, 1926 nt
Organism: Cricetulus griseus (Chinese hamster)
Lineage: Eukaryota; Metazoa; Chordata; Mammalia; Rodentia; Cricetidae
Source: RefSeq, a predicted model, not a curated record